AUGAAGUCAACUUGGGUUUUAAGAUUAAGUGGACAACAAGAGAGAGAGAUUGUUGCCGACUCCAAGGAGAUCACUUUCAAUGGACAAGUAGUAGAGGUCGAGAAAUUUGGAAGAAGAAGAACAUUUAAUGUGACAUCAAUCAAUGCAAAUGGUCAACAGGUAACAGACACCUAUGUUGUUGUACCAUUGUUUAGUUUGAUGACUCUCUUUUUGAAAAAGAGUCUCUAUCUUAAUAACGUGAAUGUUGAAACUGGACAUGUUCUAACAGGCAGAAGUAGUAAGCUAUCUACUUGGGAGAUUGCAUUUUGGAUUAUAUUACAUAUCUCCUAUGUAAUUUGUUAUGUUGCUUUUAUGUAUUUUCCUGUUGGUGUUGGUAUAUUUGUGCUAUGCGCAAUCGUCAUAUUCUGUCUCAUCAACUUCUUCUAUCACCUUGGUAAGCGAGUUGUUAUCACAAAACUCCCACUACCAAUUAAUGUAGCCGAAAAUGGUGCGACAAAUGAAAUCGGAUUACUCAGACAACAACAAGAAUUACAACAACAACCACAACAAAUACAACAACAACCAAUAAUAUAUAUUCCACAACCAUAUUUACAACAACUACCACAACAAGUGGUACCAUUACAACAACUAAACCAACAACAACAACCACCAUAUGUAACAUAUAUUGAUUAUUCUCAAGUAGCUCAACCGAAUCCAUAUUUCCCAUAUCCAAUGCAACAAACUCAACAACCAAUGCAACAACCAUACCCAAUGCAACAACCAAUUUAUUUUAAUAAUAAUUUUGAUCAGACAUCUUCAGUGCCAAGUUAUAUUAUUCAACAAGACAACAACUCAGAAAAUCAUAUUUUAAAAGAAAAACUAAUCAACUAA
Molecule: messenger RNA, 870 nt
Organism: Heterostelium album PN500
Lineage: Eukaryota; Evosea; Eumycetozoa; Acytosteliales; Acytosteliaceae
Exons: 1
Coding region: 1-870 (289 amino acids)
Source: RefSeq, a predicted model, not a curated record